Molecule: messenger RNA, 1438 nt
Organism: Sciurus carolinensis (gray squirrel)
Lineage: Eukaryota; Metazoa; Chordata; Mammalia; Rodentia; Sciuridae
Gene: Gnb4
Product: G protein subunit beta 4
Exons: 10
Coding region: 232-1254 (340 amino acids)
Biological process (GO): G protein-coupled receptor signaling pathway
Cellular component (GO): cytoplasm; heterotrimeric G-protein complex
Molecular function (GO): signaling receptor complex adaptor activity; protein binding
Source: RefSeq, a predicted model, not a curated record
CCUCGCGCCACGUCCCCGCCCCGGCCCCGCGCCGCGGAGUUGGCUGCUGGGCGGAGUGGCUGGGUGUGGUCGGCGGCUCUAGGCUGGCGGUGCGCUGUGCUCUGCACGCCGGCUCCGCGCUUGAGGGCCAGCAGAGCGCACAGCGGACCCGGCCAGCGCCAGGUCGACGCGGGUCCGAGCUCCCUCCAGUUGCUUUUACUUGGUAAUUCCUGAGGUAAACAGAUUCAAAGGAUGAGUGAACUGGAACAGUUGAGGCAGGAAGCAGAACAACUACGGAAUCAGAUCCAGGAUGCUAGGAAAGCUUGUAAUGAUGCAACACUUGUUCAGAUCACAUCAAAUAUGGACUCCGUGGGUCGGAUACAAAUGCGAACAAGACGUACGCUGAGAGGCCACCUAGCUAAAAUCUAUGCUAUGCAUUGGGGAUAUGAUUCAAGGCUACUAGUAAGUGCUUCCCAAGAUGGAAAAUUAAUUAUUUGGGAUAGCUAUACAACAAAUAAGAUGCAUGCUAUUCCUUUGAGGUCCUCCUGGGUGAUGACCUGUGCUUAUGCCCCUUCUGGUAAUUAUGUUGCUUGUGGCGGCCUGGACAACAUCUGCUCUAUAUAUAACUUAAAAACCAGGGAGGGAAAUGUGAGAGUAAGCCGCGAGUUACCUGGUCACACAGGCUACUUGUCCUGCUGUCGUUUUUUAGAUGACAGCCAAAUUGUUACAAGUUCAGGAGAUACAACUUGUGCUUUGUGGGACAUUGAAACUGCCCAGCAGACCACCACUUUCACUGGCCACUCUGGAGAUGUCAUGAGUCUUUCUCUGAGUCCUGACAUGCGCACUUUUGUUUCUGGUGCUUGUGAUGCCUCUUCCAAAUUAUGGGAUAUUCGAGAUGGGAUGUGUAGACAGUCUUUCACAGGACACGUCUCAGACAUUAAUGCCGUCAGUUUUUUUCCAAAUGGAUAUGCUUUUGCCACUGGCUCUGAUGAUGCUACUUGCCGGCUCUUUGACCUCCGAGCAGACCAAGAGUUAUUGUUGUAUUCGCAUGACAACAUAAUCUGUGGAAUCACUUCUGUAGCUUUCUCAAAAAGUGGACGCCUCCUGCUAGCUGGUUACGAUGACUUUAACUGUAAUGUAUGGGACACGCUGAAAGGAGAUCGUGCAGGUGUCCUCGCUGGUCAUGACAACCGUGUCAGCUGUUUAGGUGUGACUGAUGAUGGCAUGGCUGUGGCAACAGGCUCUUGGGACAGUUUUCUUAGAAUCUGGAAUUAACAGUGUCAUACAUAUUUUCUGUUCUCCAUUGAUAAUCUGGAGAAAUCAAUGCUACAGCCUAUAGCUGUGAAAAAAAUCUACCUUUUAUUUGCAGGUGAAGAUUUUUCUAUUGAGAUUAUUAUAUACAAAAGCAGCUUUCUGUAAACUACAAAAAAAAAAAAAAAAAAAAGGCAAAGGGGGAAAA